AAUUUUAAAAAAAAAUUGUUAGUGUCAAAUGACAAAAUAAAACAAAAAAACAAGCAUCGCUACAAAUGUGGAAAAUUGCUUGAAUGUUGAAAUAAAACAGAACUAAAACCAAGAAUCGACAAGAUUUAAAACUAUUGUAAUAGCUUACUGUGGGAAUGUAAUCAUAAUUUUCAUUUGUUUUUACAUAAAAUCAUAAUUAUUGUAAAAAGCCUUCAUCAUGGAAAAUCAUAUUCGAUGCUUUGAUGAUAUCUCUAAACAAGUUUUUAAUGAUGAAGGGGUACCAACAAAUUCAUCAUUGGAACAGAAAAGUGUAGAAAAUUUAAUUUUGAAAAUAUACAAACAAUUUGAACAGAAUGCCUCAAUUGAUCCAGACUUGCCUAGACUUUACAAGAGUGCUCAUGCUAAGUUUUUAAAGAAUGCCUUAAUCAAUUUAUCACAAAGCUAUACAUGUUUAGAUGCAAGUAGACCUUGGUUAAUCUACUGGAUUUUGCAUGCGUUGUGGGCUUUGAAGGAUAUGCCUGAUGCAGAAACUCUAUCGCAUACAGUGAGUUUCUUAUCUAAAUGUCAGCACAGUGAAGGAGGGUACGGUGGUGGCCCAGGGCAGUAUUCACAUCUGGGCACAACAUAUGCAGCUGUUAAUGCCCUAAGUAUAAUUGGUACUGAUGAAGCCUACAAUUCAAUUGAUAGAAGUUCAUUACAAAAAUUCCUUUGGACUGUUCGUGAAGUGGAUGGUUCAUUUGCUCUUCAUAGAGGGGGAGAACAGGAUAUUAGAGGUGCCUAUUGUGCUGUAAGCAUUGCUAAAUUAACCAACACAUUCACUGAGGCAUUGUUUGAUAAAACAGCAGAGUGGAUAACAAGUUGUCAGACUUAUGAAGGUGGAUUUGCUGGGUGUCCAGGAAUGGAAGCUCAUGGAGGAUAUGCAUACUGUGGAAUUGCUGCCCUAGGAUUAUUAAAUAGAACCAAGCUUUGUGAUUUAGAUGCAUUAUUGAGGUGGUGUGUUAAUCGUCAGACAUCUGUUGAAGGAGGGUUUCAAGGUCGAACUAAUAAACUUGUUGAUGGUUGCUACUCUUUUUGGCAAGGUGCUAUUUUUCCUAUCAUUAGUGCAAUAUUAGCUCAAGAUCAUCCAGAAAUGAUAGAAACAGUACUGUUCCAUCAAGGAGCCUUACAGGAAUAUAUUAUUGUUUGUUGCCAAGCUCCUGAUGGAGGACUUGUUGACAAGCCUGGAAAGCCUAGAGAUAUAUACCACACUUGCUACACACUAAGUGGUUUGUCAGUUGCUCAACAUGGCACAGGGGCAAAUGAUGCUUAUGUUGUUGGGACUCAUCACAAUGAAUUAAACCGGAUUCACCCUUUGCAUAAUAUUGCUCCUCAUCUUGCUUAUAAUGCUCUACAUUAUUUCAUUAGGCAUCCUCCACCGGUGAAGGAUAAAAACUAACUUCAGUGAUAGUUUUUUUAUGAUUCUUAAAAUAUAAGUAAAAAAUGCUUAAACAAUGUUUGGUUUAUAAGACAAAAAAAAAAAGAUACAGUUUCCUUAACUUUUUUGUUUGUAACAAAACUCAUUGGAUUACAUAGUUUAAUAAUAUGUUUCAAAUAGAAUCAAUUUGUUUCUAAGUUCUCACUUAUCUGACUAGAUAAAUGUUUAAAAUAUAAUUACAUUGAAUACAUUCUAUUUAACAUUAUAACUUUGUGUAUUAAAGAUUAUUCCAUUAUGAAUUGCUUAAUUUUGUUAGUAGCAAUGGUAAUUUAUAAUAUUAAGAAGCAAGUAUAUGGGUACCACUAUUUUCACUGUAGUGUAUUCUUUCAUAGAAAUGCGAUUUUGUUUUUAAACAACAGGAAGCCUUUUUAUUAAUUUCAAUGUAUAUGUAUGUAUAAUUUUUUUGCAUCUACAAAAUUUAAAUGUUAUCUCACCUUAAUAGAUGAAUUAAUUUAGACAGUACUAACACUAGGAUGAAUUAUUGUAAAUAAGGGCUAAAAUGAUAAGAACUUUAUAUUAAGUACUUUAAAUUAUAUUGUUGCAUUUCAAACAAUAAUUUUCAGUUUAAGUGUUUGAUGCAGCCUAGUGAUAUAUAAGGUCUAAAUUAAUUAUUAUAUAAUUUACAAACUCAGUAGCAGACCUGUAUGUAAAUACUAAAAUAUUAAGAUGUAAAUCUGAAUAACCAUAAUCAUAAAGAACUCAUAUAUGUAUUUUAAAUCCUUAUCAUCAAAAUGGCCGGUGAGAUUGUUAAAAAUAAAUCAGAGCACCUAUUUUUCACACCUAUACUUAAAUUGUGUGCUUAUGUAAAUUAAAUGUAUGUUUUUAUAAUUAGUAUGGGACUGCAAAAACAUGAUUUUUCAUAAAUUAAGUAAAUAAUUACUGUAUCUUGGUCUAAGAUAUGUUAUUACAUCAAUAGUAUGUUCAAUCUUACCACAAACUUGUAUAAAAUUAUUUGGUAUUGCAUAGCUAUUUCAACCUUUCUUAUGGCUAAAAAUAAAUAAAGCAGUUUUUACUAAGGCA
This is a messenger RNA of Pararge aegeria (speckled wood butterfly), 2494 nucleotides long. RefSeq names its product protein farnesyltransferase subunit beta (gene Fntb). Gene Ontology annotation, cellular component: protein farnesyltransferase complex. Gene Ontology annotation, molecular function: protein farnesyltransferase activity. Gene Ontology annotation, biological process: protein farnesylation. The record is from RefSeq and is a predicted model, not a curated record. The transcript is spliced from 5 exons. Lineage: Eukaryota; Metazoa; Arthropoda; Insecta; Lepidoptera; Nymphalidae. The coding region runs from base 218 to 1435 and encodes 405 amino acids.